Messenger RNA from Ipomoea nil (Japanese morning glory), 2259 nucleotides. Its product is annotated as hydroxyproline O-arabinosyltransferase 3-like. The record is from RefSeq and is a predicted model, not a curated record. NCBI's taxonomy places the organism in Eukaryota, Viridiplantae, Streptophyta, Magnoliopsida, Solanales, Convolvulaceae. Gene Ontology annotation, molecular function: glycosyltransferase activity. The transcript has 10 exons. The coding region runs from base 380 to 1495 and encodes 371 amino acids.
AGACAAAAACAAAAGGAAAACAAACUCCGAAAGUGGUUGGCUUCGUUGUCAGCCUCAGCCAGGGUUCCAAAAAGUUCCAUUCUUCAUCUCUAUCUCUCCCUCCAUAAUUCCACUCUGUCAUCCCGCGUCAUCUACUGUUACCAUAUUUCUUUCUCACUGGAAAAAUGCCUGUCGCCCCGUCGCUCUCUUGAAAUUGGAUGCCCAUUUCCGUCCAAAAAGAUUCCGUUCAAAUUCUGAUCCUCUGUGGAAUUUAUUCAACAUUUUGGCUUAUUGGGUUCAAUAGUUCCAAAGCUUGAUUAUUCCUUUCACACCUGCCUUCAAAGCACUUUCUACAUUGCAUUUAUAUUCAGUUAUGAAAUUCAUUACAUAAUAUAUAGUCAUGAUUUCGAAGAAAAAUAUUGGACAUGCAACGCCAUUAUUGCUGUUUCUUCUGUCACUUGGGUUUUUCCUUGCAACUUAUAAUUUGAUCACAGUGAUUAUUCACUACAAAACCGUUCGUUCUGUGAAAUGGAUCCCUGGUGGUCCGGGUAGUCAGCCCUUUCGUGAUCCUGUUGUUGAGAUGCCUAAGAGCAUAAGAAAGGCGAAGAAAGGAAAAUUGUUAUUCCAUAUUGCCAUGACAGCAACUAAUGUUACUUAUAGCAAAUGGCAAUGCCGCAUUAUGUAUUACUGGUACAUGAAGCAGAAGGAUUUGCCUGGCUCGGAGAUGGGAAAAUUCACUCGAAUUCUUCAUUCAGGUGGGCCCGACAAUCUAAUGGAUGAAAUUCCUACCGUUGUGGUUGAUCCUCUUCCAGAAGGGCUAGAUCGGGGUUAUGUUGUUCUAAAUCGACCUUGGGCUUUUGUGCAAUGGCUGGAAAAGGCUACCAUAGAGGAAGAGUACGUAUUGAUGGCAGAGCCUGAUCAUAUUUUUCUAAAACCACUGCCAAAUUUGGCUCACGGGGACUACCCUGCCGGUUACCCAUUUUUCUAUAUUAAACCUGCUGAACAUGAAAAAAUCAUAAGGAAGUUCUUUCCCGAAGAGAAUGGUCCAGUAACGAAUAUCGAUCCAAUCGGCAAUUCUCCUGUCAUUAUUAAGAAGGAUUUGUUGGAGAUAAUUGCACCUACUUGGAUGAAUGUUUCUUUGAGAAUGAAACAUGAUCCCGAGACUGAUAACACUUUUGGCUGGGUUCUGGAAAUGUACGCGUAUGCUGUAGCUUCUGCUCUGCACGGUGUACAACAUAUUCUUAUCAAGGACUUCAUGAUACAGCCGCCAUGGGAUUUGGAAGUUAAAAAUAAGUUUAUCCUGCAUUUUACAUACGGGUGUGACUACAAUAUGAAGGGUGAGUUGACUUAUGGAAAAGUCGGGGAGUGGCGAUUUGACAAGAGAUCACACCUCCAGAGACCUCCACCGAGAAACAUCCCUUUGCCUCCACCGGGUGUCCCGGAAAGUGUGGUCGCUCUUGUGAAGAUGGUAAAUGAAGCCACCGCCAACCUUCCCAACUGGGAAUCUUUCAUCUGAACCGUACCACUGCACGGCUUUUGGAUUCCACAUCUGAACAUGGGCCCCACUGUAGCUGCUGAGUAUUUUACACCAUACAAGUUACACUUGGCUCUGCUCCAAAUUCAGUGGAGAGAUGCCAUGCCAAGGGAUCUGAAGAGGUUUGAAGUUUUUUUUUUUUUUUUUUUUUUUUUUUUUUUUUUUUUUUUUUCCUGAAAGAGAACAUUUCAUUAAAUCAAGUCCGAAGACAGAACAUUACAAAGAUAGAGAUGAGGGUUAGUAAGUAAAUCACUCUGAAUAACCAGACCUAGAAACAAAUAGGUUGUCAUGUUCGCUGAUCGUUUUGAAAAAGAUAAAAAUACAUACUGACUUGCAAGAUGUUUGAAGUUUAAAACAAAGAAUUCACAAGUGAUAUUGGCUCAAGUGAAAAGGGUGACUUAAGUGGAAUGGGUGCGAGUUGCUUAAGCAUGAGAUUUCCCGAAUGGUGGCCGGUUCAACUAGAUUUUAAAUAGUUUUUGUUUUAAUAGGCGCCGAUGUAAAUUGAAUCAUAUAACUCUAACAUUGAUUACAUGUUAUUCAUCUAAGUAGUAAAAAGGUUAAAUAAACAAGAAACUAAGAAUAAAAGUUCUUGGCGGCUCGAGGAAUGAGGAUACAAAAAGCACAAUGUGUAUUGAUUUUGGCCAUGGCGAUCUCCUUCGUCUCGGAGCAGUUUGCUUCAAAAGUGGUGUUGUUUGCAAGAAGGGAAAUUGUAAUCGUCUGCUAGACUCCAUUAAUUGUUUGAAAUA